AUGCUUGAUGAACCAGUCAAUGAAAUUGUAAUUAUUUCGAGUGAAUCUCCAUAUUCAUCAUCAAAUAUUCUUGAUAAUCAUGAUAUGUCUUCUUCGAUUCAACCAGAAAAUUCUAACAAAUCGCAGUUAAACAAAAAAUCAAGUAAUGUUGUUCGUCGUAAAUAUCUUUCUGUUUGGGAAAAGCAACCAGAUGCUAUGACAAUGCAAUGCGAUGUUCUCUAUGUGAAAAACAUGGUAAAAGAAGAAAUACAAAUGUGUACUGUAGGAAAUCAAAUAUUUCAAAUUUAUAAAAUAAAAGAACACAAGCAUAAAAGUGAGGUUCACCGUCAUGCUGAAGAAACCGAAUUAAAAAUUUCAACUCGAACGCAACCAACAUGGAUUGAAACACGAGCAAAACAGAUCUCAAAACAAGAGCAAGCAGUUCAAAAUUUAACUCUUGCUUCAAUUUAUAUUUGUCGUGAAUAUCAAUCAUUAAAUAGUUUAGAACAAUUGUGCAUAUUACUUGAAAAACUAGGCGUUCAAUUAUUACCAUCUCAAAUAUCUGGAGUAAAUUACGGAAAUAACGAUGCAGCUUUAUCUUUUCUUCAACAUGUUGCAUAUGAUGUGCACGAGGAACUGAUCGAAAAAGUAAAAAAUAGUCCCGCAAUCGCAUGGAUGAUGGAUGAAUCGACAUCACGAACGGUGGAAAAAAGUUGCAUCGUCUAUGUUCGGUACCUCGAAAAUUAUCAUCCAAAAACAUCAUAUUAUGCUUUGCUGGAUAUGGAAGGUGAUGGAACGGCAAGAAACAUAGUUGAAACAAUUAGUGAUGUAUGGAGAAAAGAUGAUUUAAAUCCGGUGAAUUCAUAUUCUGAUAAUUUUUUACUCAUUGCACGAAUCAACGAAGGUGUAGUAGCAAAACUACGACGCCAUUUCCAAAUAGAUUGGCUUGAAACUAAUACCUGUGCUGCACAUUCAUUUUGUUUGGUUGGUAAUCGAGCAUCGUGGACAACUGAUCCUAAAAGUGGUAAACUAGUUAUUAUUGAAGUUGUUUCAAAAUUAGAAACAACUAUUGGAAAAAUUUAUAAUUAUUUUGGAAGAAGUUCAACUCGUCAACAAAUGUUAAAAGAAUGGCAGAAUUUUUUAGAUAUGCCUGAAUUGAAAUUUAAACGUAUUUAUGAUAUUCGUUGGGCUUCUAUUAGAGGUUGUAUUAAACCGAUUAUCCAAAAUGUGCAGCCAGGUAAUCAAGCACUACUAGCAGCCCUCCAACAGAAUGCAUCUGAUCCAGUUUCCUCAAGUGGUGAUCGUGGUUCAGCAAAAGAAUUAUUUCAUCUUAUGAAAGAAAUCAAAGAAAAAAAGAAUUUAAUAUCACAAUGGACAUCUCAAUCAACACCAACAUGGGGAUCAGCAUUGGCUGAUUUUAUUAAAACAACAGAAAAAAGAAAAUAUGGUGCAUUUAAAAUUGAUUUAUCCGAUCGACAACAAUUGGCUAAAGAAUGCUCUGCACAUAUAGAACGUUUGCUGAUAGAAUUAGAUAAACGAUUUGCUCCAUCACGUUUACUAGAAAGUAUGACCAUGCUAUUCGAUCCAAUAUACUUGAUUGAGCACAAGAAAGAUGUUGAUUCUCCAGAUUAUGGACGACCAGAAUUAGAUUUUAUUCGAAAUAAGUAUAAAGAUUUUCCUGGACUUGAUACAGAUGCUGUUCGAAGUGAAUGGGAAAUAUUGAAACCAUCAUUGAGUGAAUUUUUGGAUAGACCCUCAUCAAUUGAUUUAAAGGAAACAUUUUGGCAACAAUUUUUAUUAUUAAAACAAGCAACAAAUAGCCGAUUCCUCGAGGAGAACAAGAAUUUGCUUGCUUUAUUGAGUAUUUAUUUGAUUAUGCCAACGAAUUCGGUUGAGUGUGAAAGAGGCUUUUCGGCGGUCAAUCGUAUCCAAACGACUGGUCGUUCACGAAUAUUAAUUUCGACUUUGGAUGUACUAAUGAACGUGUGUUUAUUAUUACCUGAUGAUCUGAGAAGUCCACGAUGCCAAAAGGUUAUUGAGAGAGCAUUCGAAUCGUGGAAUGAUAAUGAAUAUCAUCGUCGUUUUCGUCAAAUUAAGCUAGUACUUGAUGUACCACCUGAUUAUGAACCAGUGAAAGCAAGCCGAUCGACUGAUUCUAAGAGAAAACGAUCGUCAAUGCCAUCCCUACCAAUUAACAAAAAACCAAAGAAUCCAAAGUCGAAGGCAAUUAAGUGUAAGUUUUUCAGUUAUUGUUGAGUUAUCAAAAUCUCUUUUUCAUUAUUCUAGGCGCAAAUAGAUGUAAAAAUGAAAUUUCAGCAGAUGAUCCCGCACAAAAUGAAGCAAUCCAAUGCUGUUAUCAAAACGACGAAUUUGACUGGGUGGAUUCAUUUGAGAACUGUUCCCGGUGGCUGUGCAAUAGUUGUCGCAUUAAACUUGGUAUAUCAAUUGAUCUUAUGUGGUUUUGCAAUGACCAUAAGGACAUGCAUACUGAAGAAGAAUAUGAAAGUGAAGAUGUUAAUGACUGAGUAAAUAUAAAAUUGUUUUUUUUUGUUAUUGUAUAGUAAAAUAAUGUUUUUUUUUCGUUUGAUUGCUUUUUCAUUCUUUUUAUAACUCAUGUAUGAAAUAGUGGAUAAUUUAUUUGUUUAUCUGACGUGAUUAUAUAGUAUUUUUUGUAUGUAUUUGAUUCGAAUCCAAUAUUAAUAAAAACAUAUGAAAUAUUUCUCUUUUUUAAUCUAAUUCUAAUGAUCCACAUCUUGGACACUCUGUGACACUUUGUCUAAAAAAACAGUGUCGUUUUACACUUUGAUGGCAAAAAUAAAAUGUCAUUUGAAUUUUUGUUUUAGAUUUCUAUUAGAAACACUGCUUGGCUCUGGAUAAAACGUAUUAUUUAAAUAUUUCACAUUAUGAAGAAUAUUUUCAAUGAGCGAAUUUUAUAAAUUUCAUCUUCAAUCAGAGCAUAUUAAAACUUAUAAAAAAAAUUUAAAAAUUCCGUAACUUAUUUUUCUUUUUAAAUAUCAGCCAAAAUUGCAAACUAGGUAUAUUUAAUUUUUAAAAAAAAUUUUUGAUAAUGUAUUAUGUUAGAGAGUUUGCUAUUUUGGUUGACAUUUGAAAAGAAAAAUAAAUUACAGAAUUUUUUAAAAAUUUUUUAUAAAUUUUAUUUGCUCAGACUGAAGAUGAAAUUUAUAAAAUUUGCUCAUUGAAAAAUAUUCUUCAUG
Rotaria sordida is the source of this 3194-nucleotide messenger RNA. NCBI's taxonomy places the organism in Eukaryota, Metazoa, Rotifera, Eurotatoria, Philodinida, Philodinidae. The record is from the annotation of a GenBank genome assembly.